GGACUAAUCCUUUGGGACGUAGAUGUAGCAUCGCGAGAGGUAUCGCAGACAUCGUUUUCGCUCGGACGGUCGUGGCUUUAUCACGUACAUCCACUUGUUCGAUCAUCUUUCGUCGUUUACUUAUAGGGGUGGUGGCACUUAGCAUUACGUUGUCCGCACGUGGAACACGCGAAGUAACGUAGCCCCAACAAUACUCAUCAUUCAUUUCUCGUCUACGAGGUAGUCGCGUGUGCGCGCGCGUGUACGGAGAGUGCCGUUUAGGCUGCUGAACGUCCAUCGUCGUCAUCGCCGUCUGCCAGGAAAAGAUGUUCCAGCCGAAGAGUAUCCACGACAUGAUAAUGCCGCUGACCGUGGCGAACUUCGUCCUCGGGAUGAGCAUCUGGUCCAGUAAGCCGCGCGGCAAGAUCUUGAACAUCAUGUACUCUUUGUUCUGCCUGGUGCUCUACUGCGUCCUGAUGAGACUCUCGAUGUUGUACUUGGGAGCCUACAACGUGCACAAGGCGAACUCGCUCGGCGACAUUACGUUCCAAGCGAUGUUCUACGUUAACAUCAUUCUGACGCUGUGUAUCAUUCCCACCGGAUGGUGGAACGGAAAGCAUAUGCAGGCGGCAUUGACGCGCAUACUGAUGUGCGAGAAGGCCGUACAAGAGAUAGGGAUACAGAAGAACUAUCGAAGACUUUACUUGCGUCAGAUUUACGGCUUAGUGUCCAUCGCGCUGAUGUUCACCGUAUUCUUGGUGAUCAACUGUAAAAGUUUAUAUCCGCUGAAUACACCCCUGUACGCUAAGAUCAUCCUCAUAGCCGCCACGCACUAUCCUAUCGCCCUAAUGUACAUAAGUGACGUGUCGUUUCUUCACUGGGUGAGGUACUCGAAGAUCCGAUUCGAACAGCUGAACAACGUGCUGCAGCGCAUGUUAACGACCACCGCCGACUCGCCGCAGCACAAGAGGGUGCUGAAGAUGAACGACGAAUGGAGCAAGACCUUCAUCACAUCCGCGUCGCAGCAGCGAAAUCGCAGGACCAAGGAUAACACCGACACGAUGAGGGCUGUCAAGCAAGUUCAUCUUGAGCUGGUCAAGGCUUCCAGGACGACGAACGAAGCGUACGGCCUGCAGAUUCUCUUCUCGAUGACGAUAUCGUUCGUAUUCAUCACCACUCUUCUCUACUACGCUUACACCAUAUUGUGGCUAGAUCUGAGCAAGGAAGAGUUCCAGCUGGAGAUGAUGCCGAUCGUCGGCUGGGUCAUAUUCUAUUCGUCGAAGGUCCUCGUUAUAAAUCACGCAUGCUCCUUGACGAGCGCCGAGGCUGCGAGCACGGGUGAUAUCAUUUGCGAGCUGUACGAGCCAGCGACCAGUAGAGAAUUUCGCGCGGAGAUACGGGACUUUACUCUACAGCUCAUACAGAACCCGUUGAUCUUUACGGCCUGUGGAUUCUUCACACUGGAUCAUACGUUCAUUCACGGGGUCAUUGGCUCGGUCACCACCUAUCUCGUGAUACUCAUCCAAGUCGGAGACCUGUCGCCGAACGACAACUCCACCAUGCUAUACAGUAACGCAACGAAUUUUUCGACGUUUAACACUCUCACAGCUGAUGUUUAUCUGUGAGCACGAAUCUUUCUGUACGUGAAUCCUGAAACUCAAAAGUCCAUGUGAUCGUUUACGCAAGGUACGUACUACACAUACUACACACUCGUGUGCACUCGUUGAUGCGAAGGCGAGAAGAAACGCUGGCUUUUACGUCAAGAGCUGCAUCUUACAUGCACAAAAAUAAUGUACUAGCAACUUGAAGCGUCAUUUAAUAAAGCGUUACGGUAUAUUUUUUUCUACAAA
Messenger RNA from Ooceraea biroi (clonal raider ant), 1829 nucleotides. Its product is annotated as putative gustatory receptor 28b. The record is from RefSeq and is a predicted model, not a curated record. NCBI's taxonomy places the organism in Eukaryota, Metazoa, Arthropoda, Insecta, Hymenoptera, Formicidae. Gene Ontology annotation, cellular component: dendrite; neuronal cell body; axon. Gene Ontology annotation, biological process: male courtship behavior; chemosensory behavior; sensory perception of taste.